Molecule: messenger RNA, 3745 nt
Organism: Hypoxylon trugodes
Lineage: Eukaryota; Fungi; Ascomycota; Sordariomycetes; Xylariales; Hypoxylaceae
Product: SPT16-domain-containing protein
Exons: 5
Coding region: 131-3229 (1032 amino acids)
Biological process (GO): transcription elongation by RNA polymerase II; positive regulation of transcription elongation by RNA polymerase II
Cellular component (GO): FACT complex
Molecular function (GO): nucleosome binding
Source: RefSeq, a predicted model, not a curated record
AAAGGUUGAUACGCUCACAGCCUUCUCUCCGUCGCCGAAACAUCCCUCUUUUUUUUUCAUUUCAAUCGCUGUCAAUCCUCCUUUUUCAUCUGCCAUCUUUUCGCAAACAACUUUGCGAUCAUCUACGAAGAUGGCAGAUAUUAAGAUUGAUAGCAAGCUCUUCCAGGAGCGAAUUAACCAUUUCGUUAAUUCCUGGAAGGCCGAUAAACGCGCCGGCGAUGUUGUUUUCGGUGGCGCAUCUUCUAUUGUGGUUGUGAUGGGCAAGGUCGAGGAAAACCCGGAGUUCCAGAAGAAUAAUACCAUGCACUUCUGGUUAUUAGGCUACGAGUUCCCGACAACCCUUAUGGUUUUCACCACCGACACCCUCUACAUCGUCACGACUGCGAAAAAAGCUAAGCACUUAGAACCGCUGAAGGGAGGUAGAUUUCCCAUUGAGAUUUUAGUCAGGGGCAAGGAUGCGGCGGCGAAUGAAAAGCAAUUCGCCAAAGUCGCCGACACCAUCAAUUCCGCGGGAAAAAAAGUGGGUGUUAUCACCAAAGACAGAUCGAAUGGUCCUUUCGUCGACGAAUGGAAGAAAAUCUACAGCGAUAAGUGCAAGGAUAUCGAAGAGGUCGACAUCUCCACCGCCCUAUCGACUGCUGCCUUCUCCGUCAAAGAUGAGACCGAAUUACGAGCGAUGCGAGCUGCCUCGAAGGCCUGUGUCGCACUCAUGACACCCUUCUUCCUUGACCAGAUGUCCGAUGUCCUAGAUCAGGAGAAAAAGGUAAAGCACAGUGUACUUGCCGACAAAGUCGACAGGAAGCUUGACGAUGAGAAGUGGUGGAAGACUGUUGAGUUACCUAACAAACAAAGACUGCCCUCGGAUUUUGAUCCUUCCUCUCUCGAUUGGUACCUAGGUCCUGCAGUACAGAGUGGUGGUAAAUACGACUUGAAGCUUCAGUCAGAACCUACUGGCGACCACCUUCACCCGGGAGUCAUUAUCGCUGGCAUGGGUCUUCGAUAUAAAUCCUACUGCUCCUCGAUUGCGCGAACAUACCUGGUCGACCCGAACAAGACGCAGGAAAAUACCUACAAGCUCCUCUAUGCCGUCCACAACUUAGUUAUUAAGGAGAUUCGAGACGGCGCUGUUGCCAAGGAUGUCUACAGUAAGGCUUUGAGCCACAUUAAAUCCAAGAAGCCAGAACUUGAGAAGCAUUUCCUGAAGAAUGUUGGUGCGGGUAUUGGUCUCGAGAGCAAGGACCCAACAUUGGUCCUUAGUGCCAAGAACCCUCGCACUCUGAAGGAUGGUAUGACUCUUUGCAUCACUACCGGCUUCACCGAUAUUGAGAACCCGUCGCCGAAGGAUAAGCUCAGCAAGACCUACUCCUUGGUUCUCACCGACACCAUCCGAGUGACGACAAGCGACCCAGUCAUCUUCACUGGCGAUGCCCCGAUCGAUCUAGAUGCUACAUCUUUCUUCUUCAAGGAUGAUGAGGAGAUGCAGCCUACCCCCAAGAAGGAGAAGAAGGAUUCUCGUGUCGGUGCUGUGGCUACUAAAAACAUCACUAGCACGCGUCUACGAUCCGAACGUACCACUCAAGUCGACGAAGAUCAAGAAAAGAGGCGCCGAGAACAUCAAAAGGAGUUGGCAUCGAAGAAGCAGAAAGAAGGAUUAGACCGCUUCUCCGAAUCGACUACCGGCCAAGACGGCGCCGAAGUGAAGAAGUUCAAGAAAUUCGAGUCUUACAAGCGAGACAACCAGAUGCCCUUGAAGGUGAAGAAUCUUGAAAUCUUGGUUGAUCAAAAGAAUCACACUGUUGUUCUUCCUGUCAUGGGUCGACCAGUCCCCUUCCAUAUUCAUACUAUAAAGAAUGCUAGUAAGAAUGACGAGGGCGAAUGGUCAUUCCUACGUAUCAACUUCCUUUCUCCUGGCCAGGGAGUAGGUAGAAAGGACGACCAGCCAUUUGAGGACGCUUCGGCACAGUUCGUUAGGAGCCUAACGUUCCGUUCUCUUGAUGGCGAUCGAUACGAAGAAAUUGCGGCACAGAUCUCUAGCAUGAAGAAGGAGGCUACCAAGAAGGAGCAAGAGAAGAAGGAUAUGGAGGAUGUGGUUGAACAGGACAAACUGAUUGAGAUUCGAAAUCGUCGCCCUCCUGUCAUGGACAACGUCUUUAUACGUCCUGCUAUGGAAGGCAAGCGUGUUCCUGGCAAAGUCGAGAUACACCAGAACGGUAUUCGAUAUCAAUCGCCGCUUAACACGCAGCAAAGAGUUGAUGUUCUGUUCUCUAACAUCCGCCAUCUGUUCUUCCAGCCUUGCGCUCAUGAACUUAUCGUAAUUAUUCAUCUGCAUCUCAAGGACCCUAUUAUCAUCGGCAACAAGAAGAAGACGAAGGAUGUGCAGUUCUAUCGAGAAGCGACGGAUAUUCAAUUCGAUGAGACCGGUAACCGAAAGCGAAAGUACCGACACGGUGACGAAGACGAGUUCGAACAAGAACAAGAAGAUCGUCGGCACCGAGCGGAGCUUGAUCGCCAAUUCAAGAGCUUCGCUGACAAGAUUGCCGAUGCUGGCAGGAAUGAGAAUGUUGAGGUUGAUAUGCCACUACGUGAACUCGGAUUUAACGGUGUCCCGUUCCGAAGCAAUGUCACAAUCCAGCCCACAACAGAAUGUCUCAUCCAAAUCACAGAGCCGCCUUUCCUCGUCGUCACGAUAGAUGACAUCGAAAUUGCUCACCUGGAACGUGUACAAUUCGGCCUGAAGAACUUUGACCUGGUGUUCGUGUUCAAGGACUUCACGCGACCACCGGCUCAUAUCAACACGAUCCCGGUUGAGUCUUUGGACGUGGUCAAGGAAUGGUUAGAUAGUAGCAACAUCGCUUUCACCGAAGGUCCUUUGAACUUGAACUGGCCGACAAUCAUGAAGACCGUCACAUCCGAUACCCAUCAAUUCUUCGCCGAUGGAGGUUGGUCCUUCCUCCAAAAUGAGAGUGACGACGAGGGUGAUGAAGAAGAAGAGGAGGAAUCCAAUUUCGAAAUCGAGGAAUCCGAACUCGAGGAGGCGAGUGAAUCCAGCGAGGAUGACUCAGACUUUGAUAGUAACGCGUCUGAAGAGGCCAGCGAGGAAGGUUCCGAUGAAGAUGAUGAUGAAGGUGAAGAUUGGGAUGAGUUGGAGAAGAAGGCGAAGCGAAAGGAUCGCGAAGGUGGCCUCGACGAGGAGGAUCGUGGUCGUAGCAAUAAAAAGCGACGCCAUUAAGCCCCACAUGAGCAGAAGGAAGUGAAGAUUACUUCACGUGGUCGAUUUUUUAGGCCUUAAUCCUUUGGUUUGUGGUGUUAAUAUUCCCACACCAUAGAUAGACUCGUUUGGAGUUGGAAGGUUGCGUUGCAUCUCUAGAUGCGAAUAGGGAUCGAGCUAUACUUGCGUUGAACUACUAGUUAUUAGUUUGAUGGAUCUUCUGCGAUCCGUUGCAGUUACUUCGGAAAGAAAAGAACCAAGGUAUGGCCAGUCGAGGGCGAGAUUGUAUGGCCUUUCUAGCUUUUACUGAACACUGCUACUACUGCUGUUCUAGGGUUAGAGCAUUUGUACCUUUUGUAUUUUAAUAAAAAUGAAGCCCAAGGCGUUGGGUUUAAUGAGUGAUAUUUUAUUACGUGCGGAGUUGUGUUACUGAGGCUAUUUCUACGUGAGUGUUCCAACUCGGACUUGAGUAAACACAUCGGGUUGGCACCAUGUAUGCGAUCUUACAGUUACCUAAAUAAUACGUUGCUAAUUGUA